This is a messenger RNA of Sclerotinia trifoliorum, 1381 nucleotides long. NCBI's taxonomy places the organism in Eukaryota, Fungi, Ascomycota, Leotiomycetes, Helotiales, Sclerotiniaceae. The record is from the annotation of a GenBank genome assembly.
UACUUCUUGCUUGAAUAACCUCAAAUAAAUAAUAAAUCCAAUACAUUUAUUUACCUACGAUACCAUACGAUACCAUACUCCAGUACUGUACAUGCUUUGUAUAGAAUAGAACAGAACAUAUUUAUAUCUUCAUUUCUAGAUUCAUAGACUUCUAGUUACCUUCUUCCAAUCCAUGUGAGUUCGAAACAUUCACCAAAAACGAAAUAAUGGCUCCUUCUCUUAUAUCUAUCUCAUCUCAACUUCCAACCUUUCGUCCCGUCUGCCAACUACCAACAGCACGCACUACCGCCUUCUUAUUCACAUCUCCAAGACAAGUCAGCCUCAGUCGCUAACAACAUCACCCAGUCUUCAUUGCACCUCCAAAUUGGUUCAAGAUGGGAUCAACUACUCUCCCCGCUAUGCAAACCUCUCCUAAAUACAUCUUCUUCACCGAUUUCGAUGGCACAAUCACAACCCGCGAUUCCAAUGAUUUCAUGACCGAUAAUCUUGGAUUCGGUCAAGAACGUCGCAAACAAGGGAACAAAGAUGUUCUUGACGGCACAAAGACCUUUCGUGAUUCUUUCCAAACAAUGAUGGAUAGUAUCAAAACUCCAUAUAGCAAGUGUAUACAAACUCUUAUUGAGAACAUCAAGUUGGAUCCCGGUUUCAAGGAGUUCUUCGAAUGGGCGAGGGUGAACAACAUGCCAGUUGUUAUUCUAAGUGGUGGAAUGGAACCUAUCAUUAGAGCAUUGUUGGAGCAUUUGUUGGGAAAGAAAGAAGCUGCAGAAAUUCAGAUUGUCAGUAAUCAAGUUGAGGUUAGGAAAGGAUUCAAGAGUCUCGAUGAGGAGGGAGGUUGGAAUAUCGUGUACCAUGAUGAAAGGUACAGUUUUAAAUUGGAAAAACGAUAUGGGAACAAAAGCUAACAAACCUAAUAGUCAUUUCGGACAUGAUAAAUCUAGAGAGAUUAGACCAUACGCCGCACUUCCAGAUGAUCAGAGACCGACUAUGUUCUAUGCUGGAGAUGGAGUAUCAGAUCUCUCUGCCGCAAAGGAGACGGAUCUUUUGUUCGCCAAGAAGGGUCAUGAUCUGAUCACAUAUUGUGUUAGAGAGAAGGUUCCAUUCACAAUCUUUGAGGAUUGGACUUCUAUUCUGUCAACAGUUAAGGAUGUUGUUGCUGGAAAAACAACUGUUAAGGAAGUCUACGCUGCGGGCAUCAAGGACUUCGAACAGGGAGAAAAUUAAACAUAGACUAUAUUGGGCUUAGAUUUCUGUCCAUAGAACAUAGAGUGUUCAUAGAGCUAUAGACAUGCACAUAGAUACACAAUUGAAUAGUCUCCUUGGCACUUUAUAACUUCCCUGGUGUAUCCAUUGAUCUGGAUUUAGAGUCUGACUUGAGAUGGCA